Darwinula stevensoni is the source of this 2061-nucleotide messenger RNA. NCBI's taxonomy places the organism in Eukaryota, Metazoa, Arthropoda, Ostracoda, Podocopida, Darwinulidae. The record is from the annotation of a GenBank genome assembly.
AUGACCGGGUCGUGGUUCAUCCAAUCCCUAUGCGAGGUCCUCCUCGACCAUUCCGACGAGGAAGACCUGCUGAGCAUGAUGACGGAGGUGGCCCGUCGUGUGGCAUUCGACUUCGAGUCCAACCUCCCCGACAGGGCGGGGAUGCACCGCAAGAAGCAGGUGCCUUUCCUCACGAGCACCCUCACCCGUCGAGUCUUCUUCAUCCCACGCGAAGAAGAGUCGCUCAGGAGAACCAUCAGGAGUGACUGCCUGACGGUGGUUUUCAUCAGUCAUGCAAUAAAUGGCUGGCUCUAUGCCCAUGGCCAAGCAUUUUCACCCUGUUUCCUUCUGACCCCAUUCAAUGACUACCGUUGUCUGUCUUUGGCUGGGAAGCCCAAGAUAUUCAUCUUUCAGUUGGAGUUUGAAGACUUCGGGCAUUCUGCUGCAAUCCCGGUGAAACGUAUCUAUGGAAAAAACAAGAUGAUGGCAUCUGUAAUAAAGGAUUACAUGAAGACCAGAAGACUCCAGGAGUUUGUGCAGAGGACUCAUCAGAUACCCCUGAGGAUGAUACGGCAAAGCUGUGCAGCUGCGAGGUCUUUUUCGACAGAGGCAAAAGAUGUCCUGAAGAAGCAAAUCCUAUGGGAAGGACAAGACAUGGGUUGCCUAACUUCUGAUUCUCGUCGCAUCUAUGCCCGGGACCGUGAGAUUCGAUGCAAAUUACUUGAAACAGCUUAUCAGGAGAUGAGAGUAAUUUACGAGCACAUGAUUUUACAGAUCCAUGCCUAUUCAUAUGAGGUUGUGGCUGGCCAGCAUAUAGUCCAGGCUAGAAAAGAACUGUUGGAGGAGACACCAACUGGUAAAGAUACUUGCACAUGUGCCGUCUAUGUGGGGGUCACGGAAGCAGAGAAGCGGAUGCUGGCUCUACAUAAUGCCAAACUUCAAGCAGUUCCUUAUAAUGUGCUUGAUGUUCUGCAAAAAUACCAUGAGAUGCAGGAAGCUGCAACUGAUGGGGAAAUUCCAAAGGAAUACACCGACACUCUGAAGGAAAAGAGACAAGUAAUCAACAACUUGCUCCGCAUGGGACCUCCAGUGGUGAAGGUAUUCCUCAUGAUGGGUAAACGACUUGAAGAUGCCGACCCAGGCUGUGUAUCUAAAAAACUGUACCACCUGAGACAUUUGGGCAACCCAAGCAUUUCCUCAAAUGAUUUCCUGGAAAGCCUGAAGGUGGUGAACUGUGCUGGUGACAUGAAGAAGCUUGGGAAUAACCUGGAAGAUGUCAUCCGGAAGAAGACCUUAAGAACUUCAUUUUCCAAGCUUGCUGGAAUAAGGGAGGAAGAGAUGGACCACAGGUAUCCACAGCAUGUGACAGACGAGGCACUCAAACCUUUCAUGAGAUUGAAAAACCCAGAGAAGGAGAAAGAAUGGAAGGGCUAUGUGGAACUAUGUAUAGGCAGACAAGUAACACAGAAUACUGAAGAACUGGGAGCUAACUCUGAGAUAAUCACAGUUCUUGGAAGUCACCUUGAGAGCUUAGGAGAAGCUGAAAAAUGCCUCUUAGGUCUUCAUGACCAUCAGGGUCGCUUCCAUGGUGACAAAAAUAUCCCCACAGCCUUCAUGGUGGAUGACAUUAAACAGGCUGCAGCCAUCCAGGAAUCCCUUAGAAGUCACUGCCUUAAAACUGGUAUUGCCAUCAUCGACAAGGCUGAAAGUGAAGGGGAACUUUUCGCGCAACACCACGCAUAUGCUGUCGUUGCUAGCACGCGCAAGAUUCCUCUAGCAACAACUGUCCUAAGCAGGAAGGAGUUCCUCACCUCUAUUGGCCAAUUAAAUGGUUGGCUUCUUUCCAACAUUAGGGGAUUGAAGAAACGGGAGCUGCCAUCCCCAUUGAAAUUAUUGUCCCCCGUACCUGUGGAGUUGGAGGCCCCCGUGGAAGGGAUAUCUUCAGAGAGGAUGGAUGAGGCAGAUUUGGGAUCAGAUAAUGACAUAACUCAAACUAAUGCCGUCAUUGUUCCCAGGCAGCAACUCUCUGAGAGCAUUGUCGCGGGCUUCUGUGAUGACAUUGAAUUGGAUCUUCAAGGGUGA